GAACCCUUAAACAAUUUGUAAAAAACGAUGCGCGGACGUGUGAAUGCAAUAUAUUACGUUCGUGCAACUGCUGCUCCAGUUACGUCAAGAGCGUUACCCGACGGCGUUGUUCAUGAAUGCCAACGUAAACUCAUUUUGAGAACAUUGAAAAAUAACUGAGAGGAUGAAGAGAGUGGGGAAAACGCGACAUGAUUAAGCAAUGCUUGGACAUUGGAAAUGGAUCGUGUGUUUGUUUGUUGAAACUUUUCUUUUUUUUUUGCGGAUUUACUGCUGAGGAAUUGCUUGAAAUUUUUAGUGAAAGAAUUAUUAUACUGUAAUAGCAUUAUGUACAGAGAUCGACACUAAGUUCUGGUAGAAGAAAUCUUUGACUGGAGAAAAUUUCAGGAGUUUUAGGACUUUCAGGAGGUUUGGAAUGUAAAUGUUAAGCUAGGUCAGUAUAAGAUAAGUUACAGAAUGAAACAGGGAUGGGUGAUUCAAUAUUUAAGAGGGAAAGCGGAAACAAAAAUAUUUAAAGAAUAAGAUGACAUGGAAGUUGGUCGUAAAAAGAGGAACAAGACCACAGUACAGUGAAAAGAUACAUGCAAUGCAAUUUAAAUUUAAAGAAUUCUAACUUAUUGUUAGUUUUAUCAAAGAUUUAAGAUAAAGGGAUUUGGAAGGAAAAAUUUCUGUUUGAAACUUUUAGUUUACAAAAAAACGAACAAGAUUGGAAUACAAUAGAAAAAAAUGUUCAUACGAAAUUGUUAAUCAUAAAGGACUUAAAUGCAAGAUUCUAAUUUAGAUAUACUUAAGAUUCAAGAUGAAAGAAUUUGCAGGGAAAAAUCUCUCUUUUGUCCGUCUCCAUUUUGACACAACGUGAAACGGUGAGAGGAAGAAAAGAUCACGCUGCACGUCGUCGUCGUCGAGAAAUCUGGACUCCGAGCGGUAUUCGAGAAGAAUUCCGAAGCAUCGUGGAUACAAAAUCGCUUGACAUUCUGCACAAUAACUUGCGGUAAAAAAAAAGAAAAAAAACGAAAGAAAUAAAAAGAGAAAAGAAAGAAAUAAUUCGGUCCAAAAGGUGAAACACGAUAUAUGGCUUGACACAAUUUCAGACUCGUACAUGUGCUGAUCGUCCGUCGCAGAUUCUGCAGUUUAUUACAAGAUCGAAGAAACGACCAGAGUCCAGAAUCUCGGAGUUUUUUCCCCUCUCUUCUAAUUCCGGCAUAGUCCUUAGCUUAUCGCCGAGUCUAUACUUAUUGCCACUCGUGGCACCUCUCUGAUGCAAGAAGUGUAUCGGAUAAACGGAGAGAGAAAGAAAGAGAGAGAGAGAGAGGCGUUCGUUAAGCUUUUUACGAUUUUCACCGGAACGAACGUGGUCCAAUUAAUGCGAUUACUAUGCGCCGGAAGCUUCGCGUUGUCGUAACGGACACGUUCAAAUUUUAAUUCGAAAAGAGAAUCUUAAUAGCUCUUUGGGAUUUUAACCUCGUGCUUGGUAAAGAACGCUUCGUGUAGCUAAGUGAUCGUUAAAAGAUAGAAAGGUAGAGGAAAGAAAAGGAAAAAGAAAGGGGGUCGAGGGAGGAGAGUGAAGGAUUCAAGGAUAUGACAUGAAAAGCAGCGCGAGAAUAUUCAUGAAAAAAGAGGAUACUAAGGGACCGUUAACUUUAGAAGGAUCUCCCUUUACUAUUCAAAGCAGCUGGGAGGGAAACAUACGCGGGAAAACAACGACAACGCCACGCUUCACUCUUACAUGCAAAUUACAACGUUUCUAAGUUAACUGGAAACUGACGGUGGUCAGAGGGUUGGAAACUUUUAGACACGUAUAUGCGAGCACACUUAAUUGACAAUUAAGCGGGAAAGAAGCGGAGAGGGGGCGACUUUCUCAUUUAGAAUACCCGCAGCGUGGAGCAGAGGAUCUUACGGGAAAACAAUCUCUCCUGCACACGGAACGGACGGUCCCAGUGAAAAAUUCAAUUGCUGGCUUGAAUCACGUCCCUUGAUAAAGAAUCGCCGGAAAGGAAUUUCCGUUCGGGCGCCAGAAGGGUUCCUUUUUAUUCCUCUCCCUUUCUCUCUCUCUUCUCUUUCUUACUGCUCUUUCUUCGACUGCCGAAAGAAUAACCAGCUCCAGUUUCCUUCAUCCGACGAAACGGAUCCACCUAAAAUUUUUAUUGAUAGACCAUCGAAUACCUCUUUGCUCAAAAGAAAAGUAAUCUCGAUCUUGAGGAACGUUCGAAGGAACCAAGAAAGCGAUCAAUCAUUCAGACACUUGUUACGCGGUUCAUCAAAAGGUUAACAACUGUGGCGAGAGAGAAGUCACGAAGAACUAGAAAGAAACGCAACUAAGUUCGACUUCGAUCUUGUGAGGAAUUAUAGAAAAACUAGCUGUUACGGUGCUGUACUUGUAUAAUUUAGAAAAAAAAAAGAGAGGAAAAGGAAAGGACUGCGUCUAGUAACAAGACUAGUAAUAGACAAGUAGUAAACGGAAUAUAAGACAGCAACUUAUUAGUUAUCAAACAGCAAAAUUGAAUCGAGCAACAAAUCUAGCGACGAUCGUCAAACAAUUUUAAUAAUAUUAAGAUUCUGUCCAUCGAAGUACUUCCUCUAAUAACAGAACUAACAGCAGCUGAAUAGUAAACGAAGUAUAAGACGGUAUUUCAUUAAUUUAGUACUAUAGUCAAUAGAGAAAUUCAGUUGAGCAACAACUCUGCAGAACUUGUCGAACAAUUUUAAUAACGUAACGAUCCUGUCGUAGUCGACUAGUAGACGAAAAUAAGAAACUAUUUCAUUAGUACUUAAACAACCGUACACUGGAUAGAGCAAUUGAAUUGUGCAGCAGGUAUAUUGACGCUUGUCGAGGAGUUUUAUUAAGUUAAGAACAGUGUCCGACGAAAGGGACACUUUUUUUCAAAACGGUGGAAAGGAAGUCACGAAACACGGCGAACCACUACGGUAUCCACUACACGGGCUCGUACGCUUAUAGCAACGGAGCACCGAGCGUGUACAACAGCUAUCCGACGAACGGCGGGUUCGUGCAGUCUCAUCUCCAUGAAGACUAUCGGCCGAUUUACUUUUACGUAGCACAGCCCUAUACUAUCCCGUACACGUUCGCCAAGAGACCGAGGCCAUCGUCGCUGCUGAGGCCAGGCAAACCUCGGAGCAACUGUCGCGUCAAGUUUUCCAAGAGGCUCGGCAACGGCGACUUCUCGCAGAAGGUCAAGCAGGGCGAGUUCUCGAGAAGCCUCAGCCAGGUGCACUUUGUCGAGAGCCAGGGGCAAGUGAUCUCAAACUAUCCGAAGACUGGCUUGCCCCGUGAUCCAAGGAUGACGUCGAUGUUCCGAAGGGGCACGAUCUUUGCUACGUUCUUCCUGUCGUUACUGGGCGGUGGGCUCGUUUGUGCUGCUCUGGUGACGCAACAUUGGGUCGAGGCGCGACCCUUAAGAACUCCAAAUCCUCAAGAAAGUGCUGGCAGAGUUCACUUCGGCCUUCUUCAAGGAAAGAAGGAACUAAACGUCGCUUAUGGCUGGAGGACAUAUCAUAUCUCUGUACCCCAAAUGAUCAAGCAAGAUCCGACAGUGAUGUCCUGGGGACUGUGGAUCAGCACUCUAACAACAACCUCGGCUGCACUUGUCACCGCUGGCCUGGCUGCUCUACUCGCCGUUUUGAACACAGCCACUUCUCCUAGAUCUAAGAUCCUUUCUGACCCUGGAGUAUAUUUUAUAAAUAUCUUAACACUACUAAUGUGCAUGGCGAGUACGAGUACUUGGCUGGCGCAGUAUUACACGAAGCUAUACUUCAACGUGCUUCCAAAGGAGGACAUUGAUAAUAUGUGGACCAGCGAAGGUUCUGCCGAGCUUGGUUAUUCAUUUUGGCUGGUUGUUUGUGCUGGUGUGGUGCAUUUAAUCAGCAUAGCAUUGGUAGGCUGGGGCUCAGGACGAGACAAAAUCGAACGCCUGGAGACAAUUCCCGCACUGGAGGAAAAGACCGCCGCGGCAAUAAUGCUGUAUUGAAUCCCAAGGCUCUUGAGACGAGGACUCAAAGACAGAAGAGAUCCAUUACAAAAAUUACACAGAGUGCUGCUCAUAUUUGUUAGCGUGUGUCGAGGCAACAGGAGUCGAUUAAGCAGAGAGCUGGCUACGAUAUUUCUGCUAUUCGAGAAAAGACAAGUUCCUAGAUGUUUGUUAGCAUACUUAGCACCGUAAUGUAAAAAAAAAGGAAGAGCAAGCACGUUAACGGUAUUACCACUUAAAUCGUGUUAAAGCUUCAGUGUGAAAUUUGAAGAAUGUUAAAAAAAAACCUUCGAUUUAUAUAAUACAAUUAUUGUCCGAUAUUCGGAUCAUGAAUUUGUUGAAACAUUUAAGAAUAAAUGAAACGCGAAAUCCAAACUAAAAUUUCACUAAACCGAGUGCAAAGGUGGAAACACGAUUUUUGUAACGAUCUGAUCAGAAUGUAGUUUCCGGCUGAACGCUUUUAUUUAAAAAAAUAUGACCGCGAGCUUUUCAGACCGCUGAAAUUACCAAGAGUGGAAACCAGGCCAUGUAAUUGAUCGUUUCUACACGGAGUUAUGAGCUUGCACCGUAAUAUUGCGUGAUUCAAAACAUUUUGAACAGUUGAGUACGCGUGUGACAAAGUGUAUACUAUACAUGAUGAACUAUAUCUAUAUUUUCGUGUAACAAUUUCGAGAAAUAUCAGAUAUAAAUAUAUACGUAUACCUAUGCGACAGUGCAUCGCGAUUUGUUUUAUUAUAAUAACAGUACAUUUCGGCCAUCGUCACUGAAUCACGUCGGUCGAUGUCUUCUCUAAAUAUCUUCAUUGUUUUUUCUAAUCUUCCUUGCGUUUGAAAUAUCUAGUUUUAUACGCGCAUUUAUUAAUGCUUAAAUUAAUCUUCCUCCCUUUUUAGAAACUUCUAGCCCUUUUCUUGCGUACAGUAUGAUUAACAAUUAGAAUUAUAAGAAGGGUAGUAUAUAUAUUUCUUGCCGUUUAGGUAAAUGAAACAGAAAAUAGAUAAUAAAUAGUGUGUUCAUGUUUUCUAUCUGUACGUUUGUUGGCAGCGACAAAAAAAGUCAACUUAACUCAAGAUUUCAUGAAUAUUCUGUUCAUUAAGUUUCAUAGGUUGUAAAUAGAAACGGAGUUUGAUACUCUGUAGUGAUUUAUUUAUUACGUAGUAUCUUAAUUAUUAACUAUAUCAUAAAUGUAAUAAAACAAUUAAAAAGACAAUACGGAUAAGAUGCGUAGAUCUUCAUUUAUACCACAAUAAAGAGGUCUGUCCUUAUGUUUUAUGUUUCAAAACUUUGUUGCAUUAUUAUAUAAUGCUAAAUAUCGUUGCUUCGGGUGAGCGCCGAAGAUUACUUUACGUAGAUCUUUUAACCCUUUGCGGACGAGUGUCGGCAAAUAGCCGCCUGAAUCUGUUCACAGUUUCGGACAGUUAUUUUGAAGUGGACAUUUACUUUUUCUGAGCGAUAAUCUUAAGCAUAUUUAUGCAGAGAUAUAGUAAACUAAACAGUAUUAUGUUUUUGAUGAAACAAAAUUAUAGAUCUUUAGAAAUCUUAUCUCCCGUUUAACGUAAACUGCAGGAUGCAUGCAGGGUGAUGGUCGAGUCAGAACGAAUUUCAAUCUUUCAAUGGCAUUACCAGAUGAAUCAGAAAGCUUUUUAUAUAUUAUUUAUAAUACCUUAUACACGAUGCCUAAAAGUUCCAGAAAGGACAUGUUCGAUAGUGAUAGUAGUGAUAACGAACAUUAUUUUGAACCUGACAAGAUAGAAGACGAAGACAAUGCUUCAGACAGUGGAAACGAACUCCGUUCAACAAUGAAUCGGCUCAGACGUUUCAAUAUUUCUAGUAAUAGUGACACUGAUGAUGAACUAAAUAUUAAU
Bombus impatiens (common eastern bumble bee) is the source of this 5842-nucleotide messenger RNA. RefSeq lists its product as uncharacterized. The transcript is spliced from 8 exons. The record is from RefSeq and is a predicted model, not a curated record. The coding region runs from base 3294 to 3980 and encodes 228 amino acids. Lineage: Eukaryota; Metazoa; Arthropoda; Insecta; Hymenoptera; Apidae.